CGAAACCGGAUGUUACAGGCCACCAAGGGAUUGUGGGAAGUCUGCCAGUGCUCGUCCUUGUGCUGUACCUUAACCUCUUAGCUUCACACAACAGAAGAUUGCCAAAAUGUACAGACAACUUAUGGGACUUCAGCAGCUAUCCAGGCGGACCAUCACAAGCAGUGCCCGCAGACAGAUUGAUAACUCUGUUAAGGAAAAACAAAAGCUGUUUCAGGAGGAUAGCGGUAUGCCAAUCCAUCUGAAGGGCGGGACGAGGGACGCUCUGCUUUACAGAGCCACAAUGACUCUCACUGUGUUUGGCUUUGGAUAUGUCGUGUUUGAGCUGUUUAGUGCUGCAAUGCCCAAGAAGGCACAGUGAAACAGGAUUGGACUAUCUGCCAAAAACAAUCAUGCACAUGCUGCAUGUAAUUCAUCAAGUCCGCAUUGCUCAGAUAUGUAAUCUGGAAAAUAAUUUGUCUUAUCAAUAAUAUCAGUAAGUGUCAUGUUUGAAAUAUGUAUUGAUUGUACAAAUCAUGAGCUCUUAAUUGUAAUAAAGAUAUUUAUGU
This is a messenger RNA of Cottoperca gobio, 545 nucleotides long. RefSeq names its product cytochrome c oxidase subunit 7A2a (gene cox7a2a). Bases 107 to 358 code for a protein of 83 amino acids. The record is from RefSeq and is a predicted model, not a curated record. The transcript has 4 exons. Lineage: Eukaryota; Metazoa; Chordata; Actinopteri; Perciformes; Bovichtidae. Gene Ontology annotation, biological process: mitochondrial electron transport, cytochrome c to oxygen; regulation of oxidative phosphorylation; mitochondrial respirasome assembly. Gene Ontology annotation, cellular component: respiratory chain complex IV.